Molecule: messenger RNA, 1990 nt
Organism: Cynoglossus semilaevis (tongue sole)
Lineage: Eukaryota; Metazoa; Chordata; Actinopteri; Pleuronectiformes; Cynoglossidae
Gene: styk1a
Product: serine/threonine/tyrosine kinase 1a
Exons: 10
Coding region: 105-1391 (428 amino acids)
Biological process (GO): multicellular organism development; protein phosphorylation; positive regulation of kinase activity
Cellular component (GO): signaling receptor complex; plasma membrane
Molecular function (GO): transmembrane receptor protein tyrosine kinase activity; ATP binding
Source: RefSeq, a predicted model, not a curated record
GUACACAGUACACAGUACACAGUAGGAAGGACACUGAAGACCAGAGAACAACACAAAGGACAUAAAAAGUGAGGAUCUCGACACUUCCAUGGACCACCAGCAGGAUGUGGUCCAACUCCUCCUCUGAGGAACCGUGUUCUCCAGACGACCAGCUGUGCAUAACCAGGGAACACCUGCAGGACGUGAUCAUUGUCCCCACUCUGCUGCUCUUGGGGACGCUGCUCACUUUACUCUACCUGUGUCUCCGUCAUUACUGUCCUCAACAAAGACCUUCACGUGUGGCUGUGGGUCCAUCACACAGACAGCACCACAGACAGCACCACAGACAGCACCUGCAGGGCAUUGAUGCGCCCCCUGGGUUGAACCCCCUUGAACAUGAGGAGGUGCCAAUGUCAGUUACACCCGUGCAGCAGAAUGUGAAGCCCACACUGACCGCACCACCUCAGGUGUCCACAGAGAGGCGCCAUGAGACGUUCAGUCAGGUGACGGCCCUGCCCCUGUCCUUCUCCCUCAGGACCAAUGAGACGGUCAGUGUGUACAGAGGACGUAUGGAGGACAGGGACGUGGUCCUCAGAGUGCUCAAAGACAGCGGUGACAGCAGUGAGAAGCACGACUUCCUGGGCUUCGCCUCCUUCGUCUCAGGCCUGGGGUCGCACCCGUUCCUGCCCAGGAUGCUGGGCGUGGUCUGGGCCCGGCCCCCUCUGAUGAUGGUGAUGGAGGAGCUCCACCAGAGGGAGCUGCUGGGCUUCCUGUGGAGGUGCAGGCAGGACAACUCGGUCCAGACGUGUGACCUGACGGAGAAGAGGAUCUUCAUCAUGGCAGGACAGGUGGCUUCUGCUCUGGACUAUCUGCACAGUAAAGGCUACGUUCACGGAAACAUCGGGGCCCGCAGCGUCCUGGUGGGGGGAGACCUGACAGCCAAGCUGUGGGGGCUGGGCUCCCUGUACCGCAGGACCACACGGGACGGUCCACCGGGGGACACGGACGCCAUGGAGCUGAGGAAGUGGCAGGCUCCUGAAGUUCUGGCCCGGAGAGCCCUGAGUCAGAGCAGCGACGUAUGGUCCUUUGGUAUUCUUCUCUACGAGAUGGUUACACUUGGGGAGCCACCGUUCGCUCAGCUGAUGUCCACGGAGCUGCUGCAGUAUCUACAGAGAGGGAAACAUCUGAAAAGACCAGCCACCUGCUCCAGCACACUGUUCGCCAUCAUCCGCUCCUGCUCCGACUGGACUCCUCACCAUCGACCCUCUGUCGCCGAACUUAUCCGAAAGCUAGAAGCGGGAGAGAAAGCAGCCAAUGGGAGAACAGUUCUCAGAGUCCCGGAACCGCUAGACAUCGCGAGAUAUCUGAGGGAGGCGGGAUUUGGAGAGGCAUACAACUACGCAGUUCUUUAAUCAGCGCCAAAUAAAACAAAAGACUUUUAAUGUUUCUGACGUGGAUUCGGGGUUUUUUUUACACUUAAAUUAAAAACGAUUGGUUUAAUGUAAAUACGUCAAACUUUUAUACAUGGAUUUCGAAUCAAUUAUGAAAAAAAUGUUCUGCACUUUGAACUAGAGUAAUUCUACAACCAUCAGACCCGUCAGUCCAAUAAAACAAGAGGUCGGAUCAGAGUCCGAGUUCAACAUGGAUUCACAGAGACCAGGUGACAGGAAAGACCACCAAAUGGUCCAUGUGGUGGACCUUCAUCCAGGAGUUGUUCUAGAUGGAAAAGGUCACACAUAUCAUUUUUUUAUUUUUGGACCUUUGAAAAACAUAACUAACAAAAAAUAAAAUAAAAACCAAUCAAAGAUGGUCGUCAACAGAACCAUCAAAAGACCUCUGGUCAGAGACCAGGUGGACAGACUGGACUGAAAGAGACGGAGUCGAACUGCAAGAAGAGAGAGACAGGGGGAGAGACAGAGGGAGAGACGGGGGGAGAGACAGAGGGAGAGACGGAGGGAGAGACAGAGGGAGAGACGGAGGGAGAGACAGAGGGAGAGACCGAGGGAGAGAC